Molecule: messenger RNA, 348 nt
Organism: Adineta steineri
Lineage: Eukaryota; Metazoa; Rotifera; Eurotatoria; Adinetida; Adinetidae
Source: the annotation of a GenBank genome assembly
AUGAGUUUUUACUCAAUAAUAUUUCUAUUUAUUUUACUAACUAUACUAUUAUCAUGUAAUAUUAGUAAUCCACCUGAUCUAUGGUUAAAUAUACGUCAUUUAAGUGUUGAUACAAUUUCCUUAGCUGCAGACGAUUUAAAAGCAUAUGUCAGCGUUUCUGCUAAGAUUGCGAAUCUUGUUUCGUUUCAUACUGGUGUUGAUGUUACUAUCGGUAGAGUUAGAUCAACUAUCACAGUUGAAAAAAUUGUCAAUCAAGAAGUAUCAGGAGGACCUUUUACGAUUGUUGGUGAUUAUCAACAAAAUAUGACAUUUACUGUUUCUUCGAGAAGUUUAAAAAUGGAUAUUUAA